Messenger RNA from Notothenia coriiceps (black rockcod), 321 nucleotides. RefSeq names its product growth arrest-specific protein 7-like. The transcript has 3 exons. The coding region runs from base 60 to 311 and encodes 83 amino acids. Gene Ontology annotation, biological process: clathrin coat assembly; clathrin-dependent endocytosis; neuron projection morphogenesis. The record is from RefSeq and is a predicted model, not a curated record. Gene Ontology annotation, cellular component: cytoplasm; plasma membrane; clathrin-coated pit. Lineage: Eukaryota; Metazoa; Chordata; Actinopteri; Perciformes; Nototheniidae.
UCUCUCUCGCCCUCUCUCUCUCUCAGGUUAACUGUGUGACGUUCCCGUCUCUUGCAUGCAUGCAGGAGCAGCAGCUGCUGAAACCAAACGAGUGGAGCUACUGUGAUUUCUUCUGGGCUGAUAAGAAGGAUCCCCAGGGCACCAGCUGCCUCACAGGAUUUGAGGUUUUGCUGCAAAAACAGCUGAAGGGGAAACAAAUCCAGAAAGAGAUGGCAGAGUUUAUAAGAGAAAGGAUAAAGAUAGAAGAGGAGUAUGCCAAGAGUCUCUCCAAGCUCUCCCAGAUCCCUCUAGCAAGCCAGGAAGAAGGGUGAGUGACGGAGA